AUGCCGAGAGGCGGCGGAGAAAUCGUCCUAGAGAAGGUUCAAAACUCGGCAAGCAGCCUUCCGGUGUACACACUCACCCUGUGUCGCUCCAAGGCCCUUAACGCGUUGUCGUUGGAAAUGCUGCAGCAAAUGUUUCAGUUCUUUCAGCAGAGGCAGAAUGAGAAAGGCCUCGUCAUCCUUCGAGGGGAGGGUCCCCGAGCCUUUUGCGCGGGCGGAGAUGUGCGCGCCGUUGCUGAAGGGGGGGAGGCAGCCGCCGUGGCCUUUUUCAUGCAAGAAUACGCGCUGGACUUACUUCUUGCCGAAGAAAGGGGCCUUUCAGUGGUCGCCCUAUGGAACGGCAUCGUCUUUGGCGGGGGGGUUGGCAUCACAGUCCACGGAGGCCUCCGCGUUUGCACAGAACGCACGCAAUUUGCAAUGCCAGAAGUGCAUAUUGGCCUUUUUCCGGAUGUAGGCAUGACGCAGGCCUUUGCCGAGCUGCAUCCUAAAGGGCUAGGUCUCUAUCUUGCGCUCACGGGAGACCGUCUCACGGCAGGGGACCUCUUGGAUACAGGACUCGCCACUCAUUUUCUUCCUUCCGCAAAGCUUGGGGAGGCGAUAACUCUCUUACGGCAGGGGCCCCCUUCGGAUGUGGAGCCUAAGGCUUGGGCAUCCGAACGCCUGACAGCAUUGAGUGUUUCUCCGGAAAGCUGCCCGGCUGGUUUUCUGGCGAGGCCUCUUGAAUGCAGCCGACUGCUCACAGCGUCGUUUCUCUCCUUCCUUGAGGCCUACUUUGCGAAUCCUGCGUCCUUAGAGAGUUUGAUGGCCGCGCUCGAAGAAGGAUCGGACACUUGCGCCUUGUGCCGAAAGGCGCUUGAAAAACUACGGCGCGCGUGCCCACUUUCUCUCGUUGUCACGUACAAAGCUCUUCGCGCGAGAGAAGCUGCAACAGAAGCCGCGACAAAAGCUGCAGCAGCGGCGGCAGCAACAGCAACAAGACCACCCACGGCAGGGGUGCUCGUGGAAACGCCAGAUCCAGGCUGUCCUCAAGAAACAUCAAGGGCCUCCCUCUCCUCGAUGAGGCAGCCGCAGCACGAGAAACUCCCGCUGCAGCGGCUGCAACUGCUGCGGGAGGCCUUAAAUAUUGAACUGAACCUAAUGUGUAAUAUGAUGGCAGCUGCCCAUAGUUGGAACUUCAAGGAGGGCGUUAGAGCCCUCCUUAUCGACAAAGAUAAGAAGCCAAAGUGGGAGCCUAGCAGUGUUGCUGCUGUGAGUCCGGCGGUAGUGUCCAGCCUCUUCGAAUCGAAGCCUUUCAGAAGAGUCGCUCGGCUGUAA
Molecule: messenger RNA, 1311 nt
Organism: Cyclospora cayetanensis
Lineage: Eukaryota; Apicomplexa; Conoidasida; Eucoccidiorida; Eimeriidae
Product: 3-hydroxyisobutyryl-CoA hydrolase, mitochondrial
Exons: 8
Coding region: 1-1311 (436 amino acids)
Biological process (GO): L-valine catabolic process
Molecular function (GO): 3-hydroxyisobutyryl-CoA hydrolase activity
Source: RefSeq, a predicted model, not a curated record